CUUUCACUAUCGUGGCGAAAGUUUCGCUGGGCUGUAAUGCACCGCUUGAAGAGACAUCUGGGGGCCGAGCCCGAGGGGCGAGCGAGCCCCCGCAGCGCCCUGCGCCUCCUCCGCACGCCAGCCCGGGGCUGGGGCUGGGGGAGCGCCCCCCUACAGGGCGCGGCCCGGAGAACGCGGCUGCGGCCUGGCCGCCCGGCGCCGCGUUCCCGUGGCCAUGGCAACGCGUGGGGCGGCCGAGAGAGGCCGCGGCGGCCCAGGCCCAGCGCCCCGCCCCGCCCCGCCCGCCGCGGAGCGGAGCGCCGGUUCGCGCCGCCCUUGCGGGCCCGGCCGGGAGCAUGGGGCUGAGGAUGGAGAGCGGCGGCAGGCGGAGCCGAGUGAGUGAACACCCAGCUGUUGGUAUUCCCAGAUGUGGUCCAGCAAGUCCAUUUAAAGGACACUUGAGUACUAAGAGUAAUGCUUUCUGCAUUGACUCCUCCCGAAGUCUAACCAGCCAGUACCUGAUCAGAGAUCACAUGGUGUUUCAUUAUAAUAAAAUCCUUUCAGCCAAAGCAGCUGUAGACUGUUCAGUGCCCAAAAGUAGGUUGACCAGCAUCAAACUUGCCGACCAGCAAAGAAGAGAGAAACUGAAAAAGAAGAUAGCCAGGUGUGAAGAGGAAAUGAGCGUGGGUAAAACUGUCCCGCGAUCCAGCUCAAGAGAGAGUGGAAGGCUGCUGCCAUCCCCUUUUGGAAAGAGUUUCAUGGAAGCAGAAGACAAAGACGAUCUCUUCCACCGUGCUCAGCGGGCACAGUACCUAUCGAGAGCACUGUCUCCUUAUGGGGAGCAUGGCUUGCUUCACUCCAGUCCAAUAAAAUACACCAGAAAAGGUUCUCGGAAUGCAUCUAACGCAUCCAACUCAAGUGUCAGUACAUCAAGUACACCAAGAAAACGUUCUGGAUUUUCAUCCAGUGGUUCCACUGAUAGUUUUGUGAGCAUUAGUCAAUCCCAGAGAUGUCACGGAAGCAACUCCAAAGUACACAGUGGGGAUCUUCUAGACAGGCACACUGAAUUUUUUACUCAUAGCCGAAAACCUUUUACUCCACGCACCUUAAUAUCAGAUGCUAAAUCCUCCCUGUCAGAAUACAGGUAUUACACUCCUGCUCGAAAGAAAAAGAAAAAUCCCUACAAGCAGCGUGUGGAAGCUCAAACACAGACUGAUAUGAUCAGCUUUCCAUCUGCAGACAAAGCACCUGAGAUAAAAGCUGUGACUGAACAACAGAAGAUCACCUUGAAGGCUGAAGAUAGAAGAUACACUGUGGAUGAGCCUGUGAGAGGCACAGCUGCUUUUCCAUACUCCUUCCUAAGAGAGACAUCGUUGUGUUCUCAGCCGCCUUCAGCAAGGAGGACUAUAGAUUAUGAAGAAGAAGAGCUUUUAUAUUUAGCUUUCAUUGAAGAUGUAACAAAUGAAAUUCUUACCCUUGGGCUAUUUUCAAACAGAGUUCUGGAACAACUGUUUGAGUGUCAUAUACAAGAAAAUAAGAACCGUUUGGAUGAGAGCAAAAUGCGGCACUUGCUGGAUGUGCUGAAAGCAGAUCUUGGCUACAGUGGCCCAGAGCAAAGCUGUGUGGACUGGGAAGCCUGCGACUCGCUGGAUCUGCAGGAGUUUGAUGCGAUGGAAGAGCUCGAGUUUACCAGUGACAGUCGGAGGCAAAGAAAAGCUACAAGAAGCGAAGAAUUCUUUGAGACUGUGGACUUACUGUUAAAGGAACCAAAUGAAUGUGAAUCACCAGUAUGUGGGGUAAGUUCAAAGGAGACACAAAGCAAGGGUGACUUUUCAGAAGAUGCUGCUGAAAUGAUAGAUGCUGGGACAGAAUUGCACACUGUUGUGAAAUCUGAAGAAGACCCAGAUGCUUCACCCUCAUGUGAGGCAACUUUAAACGUGAUUACUUGUGACGGUGAUUUGGAAGCCAACAGGGAACUUGAUGAUCUGGAGGAAAACUUUGCAGAGGCCCUUCAGAUCUCACAUGAUGACUCAUAAUAGCCAAAAUUUAGCUGAUAAAUAGGGAUGGAGCUAUUUGUGUGGAGAACUGCCGUUUGUUAAAUAGUAGUAAAUUAUUUGUUUCAGUUUAUUUCUGUUUAAACACUGCUAAAAAAGUCUCUCUAGUAGGGUACUAUUAAUUGAGCAUUAAUUAAUCUCCGCAGUAAUGUCAACUGUAAAGGGUAAAGUUUCAAUUAUCAAAAAAUUUUGUAUAUUUUUGGCUAUAAUUGUAUAACUCAGAACUCACUUUUGAGCAUAUUAAAAUAGAUGUAUAUUUUCAGAAAGUUGUAAUAGUAAGUUAUAAAAUAUUUAUUGUUUUUUAUUUAUAAUAAAUAAGUUCAUUGGCGACACA
Messenger RNA from Columba livia (rock pigeon), 2367 nucleotides. RefSeq names its product spermatogenesis associated 7 (gene SPATA7). Lineage: Eukaryota; Metazoa; Chordata; Aves; Columbiformes; Columbidae. Gene Ontology annotation, cellular component: ciliary basal body; photoreceptor distal connecting cilium; rod photoreceptor outer segment. The transcript is spliced from 12 exons. The coding region runs from base 336 to 2015 and encodes 559 amino acids. Gene Ontology annotation, biological process: protein localization to photoreceptor outer segment; microtubule cytoskeleton organization; protein localization to photoreceptor connecting cilium. The record is from RefSeq and is a predicted model, not a curated record.